CUCUUACCUCUUAAAUUUUUCAGGUACUUUUUUGAAAUGGAAAAUUCACCUUGUGAAAAAAUGAACAUUUCAAAAACAAUUUUCACUUCAAGUAGUUGUCAAAAAAAAACUGCUUUAAUUUUGUGCGAUCAAAAUUGUGUUCUUCAAAAGUUAACAUUCGAAGACGUUAAUGUUCUGUCCGAAAAAAUACAAACAUUUUUAUGUGAGCACAUAAAGGAGAGAGACAUUUGUGUGGGAUUAGUUAUGGAUAAAAACAUAUACAUUCCUCCAAUAAUAUUAAGUUUUCAGAAACUUAAUUUCUGCUUUGUAUUUAUGACACAAAAUGUCUGUAAAAACACGGUUCAAAACCUUAAUAUUAAAUGGAUCCUUUCUUUUGACAUAAACGUUGAGUUUAGUGUAUUAGAGGAUAAGAUAAUUUUAAAAGAUAAUGAAUUGAAACUUUGGAGAUGCACUCUUGAUAAUGGGGAUUUCAAAAUAUUAAAUUUUAAAAAUAUGUUUUGUGUUAUACAAACAUCUGGAUCAACUGGAGACAGUAAAACUAUUCGAGUACCAUAUUCCUGUAUUAGAAGUAAUGUUAUUAGCCUCAAUAAACAUUUUAAUAUUAUAGACAGCGAUGUAAUUUAUUGGGGUACGCCGCUUACAUUUGAUCCCAGUCUUGUGGAAUUGCUCCUCAGUUUGUUUCACCAUGCAACGUUGUUAGUUGUUCCUAAACUUGUUGCGUUGAAUCCAAACUAUCUCUACAGGGCCCUUUUUCAAGUAGGGUGUAUCACGUUUUUGCAAGUGGUCCCAUCUUUACUAUUCAGGUUUAGUCAUGAACAUAUUGCUAAUAUGUUACAGAGUUUGACAUUGAAAAUAUUAGCACUGGGUGGUGAACCAUUUCCUUUAGAACUUUUGGAGUAUAAAAUAAAUAAGGCAUUAAAGAUUUUUAAUUUAUAUGGUAUAUCAGAGUUGUCCUGUUGGGCCAGUAUUUUUCAAGUCCCACACUAUUUUAAUCGCGACAAUUACAUACCACUUGGAGAUCCACUAGACGAGACCAUUAUUGAAUUAUUUAGUGAAAAUGGCCAGAAAAUAGAAAAUGGAAUAGGGGAGAUUUAUAUAGGAAGUAAAAGUAGAUUUUGUUUAAUAAAUAACGAUGAAAGAUUACAAGAAUCGGAAUUUCUUGUAAACACAGGAGAUUUAGGGGAAUUAAGAAAUAAAAAGUUAUUUUAUAGAGGUCGAAAGAACCGCGUUAUUAAACAUUUCGGACAUAAAGUUAACUUAGACCAUAUAGAAGAUGUUAUAUUUAAAAAUACUGGUCUGAAAAGUCGACUAAUUUAUUCAAACGAAUUUAAAAAGAUAUUAUGCUUUGUUUUAAUGGAUAAUUACGAUAAUAAAAACAGAAAACAGUUAAUAGAUAAAUUAAGAGUUAAAUUGAUAAAGAUCCUUAGUGAAAAUGAAGUUCCCGAUUUUAUUGAUGUAGUGUCUCGUUUUCCAUUGAAUCCACAUGGUAAAAUUUGUGACAGACAAUUAAAGAAAUAUUAUCAAAACGAUUCAGUACGUUCUGAAGAUAGUAUACCAGCGAGUGAAGCAUUUUUAAGCAUUUUAAAUCAGUAUCUAUGUAUUGAACAGGAGGUUCUUUUAGGAAGUCUUAUUAAACAUACGUUUGUUCAGUUGGGAGGUACUUCGCUUGCAGCUAUUCAAGUAUUAUCUGAACUUCAGUACAAACUUGAUACAGAUAAUCUUGGCGAAUUUGCAACAGUAUUGUUUAAUAAUUCCAUAGAAGCUUGUUUAUUAUAUUUAAAAAAUAUGAAAUUAAAGCAAAGAAGACUUAAUAAACUUGAACCUCUUCAGAAAAAAAGUAAUUCGGGAAUUCUUAAUUGUGAUAAUUAUAUUAUUUGGAAAUAUGACUUGAAAGGCUGUGUUGAUUCGUCGCCUGUUGUAUUCAAGAAAAGAGAAUCUGUGUACAUUGCUGUGGGGAGUUUCUCAAAUAUAUUUACAAUAACGCGUGAAGAUGGUACUCUGUAUUUUAAGUUUGUAUUCCCUGCUGAAAUUGAAGCUAAACCCAGCAUUUCUCCAUGUAAAAAAUUUAUUGUAAUUGCUUGUGGAAAUGGUAUCAUAUACUGCAUUGAUCUUGAAAAAAAGCAGAUCAUUUGGGACUACACAACUAGAGACAAGACAAGAUCUAGUCCGUGUAUCGUGGGAACAUCUGUGAUAUUUGCAUCAUAUGACAAUUUCGUGUACUCUGCAUCUAUAUAUAAUGGAAAUUUAAUAUGGAAGACUGAACUUUGCGGUGGUGUAAGAGCAGAUCUUAUUUUUAAUAGCCAGUCGAGUAUUAUCUAUACUGGAACAAUUAAAGGGAAUUGUUACUCUUUAACAGAGCAAGGUGUAAUAAACUGGUCAUAUAAAAUAAAUGGGCCAGUUUUUGGCUCCCCAUGUAUAACUGAGCAUGGUAUAAUAUGGGCAAGCGUCACAGGUACCGUUUACUGUAUUUCAUCUGCUGGCGACUUAAAUUGGAAGUUUGAAACUGGCACAAAUAUAUUUUCUUCGUUAGUUUUCGUCGAAAAUGCGCUCUACUUCACUGCGCACGAUUCUUGCCUAUACAGACUGAUCUUUCGGGAAAACCAAUGCGAAAUUUCGGAAAAAAUUAAACUAGAUGGAGAAAUUUCGACCACGCCUUUUCCGUAUCGUUAUGAAAAUACUCUUUACGCCGUUUGUAUUAGUAAUAUGGGCGUUUUACACAUCAUUAAUUUAAGUACAUCAGAUAUUAUGUUCAGGUGUUCGUUGCCUAGUGAAAGCUUUUCAUCACCGUUCGUUUUUAACAAUAGGAUUUACGUAGGAUGCAGAGAUAAUAACUUAUAUUGUAUCGAUUUUAAAAAAGCAAUAAAGUGUAAAAUAUAAAAAUUUAAUAACA
Molecule: messenger RNA, 2890 nt
Organism: Sitophilus oryzae (rice weevil)
Lineage: Eukaryota; Metazoa; Arthropoda; Insecta; Coleoptera; Curculionidae
Product: beta-alanine-activating enzyme
Exons: 8
Coding region: 37-2877 (946 amino acids)
Biological process (GO): amino acid activation for nonribosomal peptide biosynthetic process
Molecular function (GO): protein binding
Source: RefSeq, a predicted model, not a curated record